CUCCAGUACUUUUUCAUCCUCAAUUCAACUUCUAACAAUCAAAAUGCCUUAUUCGCUCAAGGGAAGAAACGUCUUGGUGACGGGUGGCUCUAGAGGCCUUGGAGCUCUCAUCUGCAAGAAGUUCGCCGAGGAGGGAGCCAAUGUCGCUAUCAACUAUGUCUCCAAUGCGGAUGCUGCUCAGAAAGUGGCCGAUUCCUUGAAGGAAUAUCCCGUCAAGACAUUUGUCAUUCAAGGCGAUGCUGGAAAGAGGGAAGACAAUGUUCGUCUCGUCCAAGAAACCGUCAAGAACCUGGGCGGACUCGACAUUAUCAUUGCGAAUGCCGGCUGGACCAAGAUGUCUAAAUUUAGCGAUAUCCAUGCCCUGAAUGAUGAAGAAUGGAACAAGUGCUGGGCUGUCAACGUCAUGUCUCACCUGCAAUUGGUUCAAGAAGCCGCGCCCAUCUUCAACGCCAAUCCCGAGGGUGGUGUUUACUUGAUUACUUCUUCUGUUGCGGGUACCACACAAGCCGGUAGCAGCAUGGCCUACUCAGUCACCAAGGCUGCUGGUCUACAUCUCAUGAAGAACCUCGCAUACACGCAAGGGCCCAAGAUUCGAAUCAAUGCUAUCCUUCCUGGUCUGCUGUUGACUGAAUGGGGGCAAGCAUUCGGAGGAGCGAACAUAGAAAUGAUAAAAUCGGUAUCUACAUUAAGGCGCGAGACUGAUCUUGACGAUUGCGCCGAUCUUUUCAUCACAGCGGCUAAGAAUAGCUCCAUGACUGGCCAACAAAUUGCGAUUGACUCCGGUAUUGUUUUGGGUCACCCAGAGUCAAGGCUGAUGCAACAUGCGAAAAACUAGCCAAUUAGCGCAUAAAGGUAUAUGUUUAUAGCUAGAGUUAGAGCGACUAUCGAAAUAGACAUGCUCAUUGAUUUGGAGGAUUAUAAGACUAUUGACAUGUGUCGAGUGAAUAGCAGUUUGAAGUCUUAUAUAUAGUUCACCUUGUG
Messenger RNA from Trichoderma harzianum CBS 226.95, 981 nucleotides. RefSeq lists its product as hypothetical. The record is from RefSeq and is a predicted model, not a curated record. Lineage: Eukaryota; Fungi; Ascomycota; Sordariomycetes; Hypocreales; Hypocreaceae. The transcript is spliced from 8 exons. Gene Ontology annotation, molecular function: oxidoreductase activity. The coding region runs from base 44 to 835 and encodes 263 amino acids.